Messenger RNA from Erinaceus europaeus (western European hedgehog), 4255 nucleotides. RefSeq names its product macrophage expressed 1 (gene MPEG1). Gene Ontology annotation, biological process: defense response to bacterium. Lineage: Eukaryota; Metazoa; Chordata; Mammalia; Eulipotyphla; Erinaceidae. The record is from RefSeq and is a predicted model, not a curated record. The transcript has a single exon.
UGUGACCGAGGCUGUCAGCCAUGGACAGCUUCGGGAGUGCCGUCCUGAUCUGGGCCAUGGCAGCAUGGGCUCAAGUGCACAUGUCUCUAGGAGAGACAGACAUGGCCGGAUUUCAAACCUGCAAGACCACCUUGAAACUGCCCGUGCUAGAAGUCCUGCCUGGAGGGGGCUGGGAUAACCUCCGGAAUGUGGACAUGGGACGGGUGAUGAACCUGACUUAUACCAACUGCAGGACCACAGAAGACGGACAGUACGUCAUCCCUGAUGAGAUCUUCACCGUGGCCCAGAAACAGAGCAACCUGGAGAUGAACUCAGAAAUCUUGGAGUCCUGGAUGAAUUACCAUAGCAGCACCUCCAACUCCAUCAACCUGGAGCUCUCGCUUUUUAUGAAGGUCAACGGCAGGUUCUCCACCGAGUUCCAGAGGAUGAAGACCCUGCAGGUGAAGGACCAAGCCAUCACCACUCGGGUGCAAGUAAGGAACCUCAUCUACACAGUCAAAAUCAACCCAGCUUCAGAACUGAACUGGAGGUUUAAGAAGGCGCUCACGGCCAUCUCCGAACGUCUGGAGAAUAACCAGACACGGAUGGCCACCUACUUGGCAGAGCUCCUGGUCCUCAACUACGGCACUCAUGUCAUCACCAGCGUGGACGCCGGGGCGGCUCUCGUCCAGGAGGACCACAUCAGAAGCUCUUUCCUGCAGGACAGUCAGAGCAGCCGUACGGCCAUCACUGCCUCUGCCGGCAUCGCCUUCCUCAACAUCAUCAACUCCAAAGUUGAGGAGCACCAUGUCAUGCAGGAUGACUUCACCAAGAGCUACCUCUCCAACCGAACCAACUCCAGGGUGCAGAGCCUCGGUGGGGUCCCCUUCUACCCGGGCAUCACCCUCUAGACCUGGCAGCAGGGCAUCACCAACCACCUGGUGGCCGUGGACCGUGCUGGCUUGCCUCUGUACUUCUUCAUCAAUCCGGACCUCCUACCCAACCUGCCAGCACCCUUGGUGAAGAAGUUGGCCAAGACGGUAGAAGCAGCGGUGAGACGUUAUUAUGCCUUCAACAUCUACCCGGGGUGCAUGGAUGUCAACUCGCCCAACUUCAAUUUUCAGGCCAACAUGGAUGAUGGCUCCUGUCUGGGGAAGAUGACCAACUUCUCCUUGGGUGGGGUUUUUCAGGAAUGCACCCAGUCCUCAGGAAAUGAGGUGGUACAGCUUUGCCAGAACUUGGAGCAGAAGAACCCCCUCACGGGAGCUUUCUCCUGCCCUUCAGGUUACUCCCCCAUCCAUCUGCUCACUCAGACCCGCGAGGACGGUUACAACCACCUGGAGUGCCACCGGAAGUGCACCCUCCGCAUCUUCUGCAAGACGGUGUGUGAGGAUGUCUUCCGAGUGGCCAGGGCGGAAUUCAGGGCUUUCUGGUGUGCGGCCAGUGGUCAAGUUCCAGAAAAUUCAGGACUGCUUUUUGGGGGCCUCUUCAGUAGUAAGACCAUCAACCCUCUGACCAAUGCCCAGUCAUGUCCAGCUGGCUACUUCCCACUGAGGCUCUUUGAAAGCCUCUCAGUCUGCGCCUCUCAGGACUAUGAGCUGGGAGCCAGGUUUUCCGUUCCCUUCGGUGGGUUCUUCAGCUGUGCGGUGGGGAACCCCUUAGUGGACCCUGCCAUCUCUAAAGAUUUGGGAGCCCCUGCUCUCAAAAAGUGUCCUGGGGGCUUCAGUCAACACCAAGCCCUCAUCAGUGACGGGUGCCAAGUGUCCUACUGCGUCAAGUCGGGACUCUUUACGGGAGGGUCUCUACCCCCCGUCAGGCUCCCGCCUUAUACCCAGCCGCCCCUCAUGAGCCAGGCUGCCACCAACACUGUCAUUGUCACUAACACGGAGACGGCGAGCUCUUGGAUUAAAGACCCCAAGACCCAGCAGUGGAGGCUAGGAGAACCAUCAGAGCUGCGCAGAGCCAUCAGGUUCAUCCAUGAGGGGGACGGCCUGUCAGGAGGAGCGGUCUUUGGGGUCACAGUGGGGAUCAUCACUGCCCUGGCAGCUGUCAUCCUGCUGGGCGUCUACAUCACCCGGAAGCACAAGAAGAGGGGCUACAAGGAGAUGGAGGACGAGAGGCAGAGUCUGUCUCCCAGCGCAGCAGGGACUGAUGAGACUCCUGAACAUGUGCCCAAGAGUCCAGUCUAAGGCCUCUCUCCUGGUCCAGGGCUUCAAGCCUGUCUUUCUCUCCUUUUCUUUCCACUUCUGUCUUUCUAAGUACUGAAAGGGGCCACUGCAACAGAACUCAGGUACAACUUUGUGACUUCUUUAGGUCUCUGGGAUAGAAAAUUAUAGAAGAGUUAGCCGAGCCAUGUUGGGAAGCAGCUGUGAUUCUAUAAAGAAAAGUUUAUCCUGGAGAUGAAUGCCAGAUUGGGGGGAGGGGGGCUUUUCCUGUCAUUAAUUAUAGCAUUUUGACUUCAGGGGUGUGUGUGUGUGUGUGUGUGUGUGUGUGAGAGAGAGAGAGAGAGAGAGAGACAGACAGACAGACAGACAGACAGACAGAGACAAUGAUUUGCUAUUUAGAUUUAGAGAUUGUGUGUUUCAUCUGUCAGUGACGGUUUCCAAUGCAGAAGCUAGAAGAAUGUCUAGCUUUAAAUGCUACCUUCUUCCUAUUGUUAUAAGUUUUUUCUUUUCUUUUUUCUUUUUUGAAAAAAUUUGUUGAGUUAACAUUCGUUUACUCUUCCCCCCCCAAAAAAAAAGCUGUCAGAAUUCUAUAGUCUUGAAGACUGACAGAGCUCCCUCCUCAAGAGACAGAAAAGUCCUGCUUAACUUAACCUCUUCUUUCUAGUUUUGAGGGCUUUGUUCUGAUGGGCUGGGGCAUCACAUCAUAUGAACAGAAAGAUCCUGCCUUGACCAAGCUCAUUUUUCCCCCACCUCCCCAACCUGCAGUUGAAUUAUUUAGCCCAAACCACACUCAGACUUCAGACUAGAGUCACAGAGCUCUCGGGAAGUAUUUUAACGUAGAGACUGCUAGGCGUUAGAGGGAAGUAGGGAUGAUUUGGGAAGAUGAGUGAGUAGAGAAAAGGUGAAAACUGGUGCUCAGAAGUUUGGAAUUCUAACCCACAGCCUGAUUUCUCUGCUCAUCACAAAGGGGGCAAAGAAAGAAACUGUGUCUUUUUAGAGGUCAAGCAUUACAGUUUCCUGGGCCACUUUUCCAAACAACAAUUCCUUGCUCUUCCUUUUCCCCUUGCCAAUCCCUUCACCACACACCCACCCACACUAUUCAAAUGGGAAGCCAUUUUUUAAGGCAGACUGGUAGAAUCAAUGAAAUGAAAAAUGCAUUUGACACCUACAUGGGGCAUGUCAAUUUCUGCUCCAGACUGAUGUGUCCUGGGUCACCUAGUUGGAUUUAUGAUUAUCAUCUGACUUUGAGACCUUGUCCAACUUUUUUUUUAUUGCCUCCAGAGUUAUUGCUAGGGCUCAGUGCCUGCACUGUGAAUCUACUGCUCCUGGUGGGCAUUUUCAUUUUUAUUAGAUAGGACAGAGAGAAGUUGAGAAAGGAGAAGAUAUAUAGAGAGAGAUACCUGCAGACCUGUUUCAUUCCUUGUGAGGCAUUUCCCCUGCAGGUGGGAAGCUGGAGGCUCAAACCCGGAUCCUUGAGCUUCAUACUAUGUGUGUUUAGUCGGUUAUACCAACAUCCACCCCACCCAUCCCCGUCUGAUUUUUAAAUCUAAUCUCACUUAACUUGUAAGUGUGAGGUAGAGUUCGUGCAUGUUCCUUCAUGGUAUCUGUUAGAAGUUGUCCGCUUCUCCAGCAAAAUGCCCUUAGUGUGUUCCCUUCUCUAAACGUGGCCUAGUGUUCACAAUCUAGUGUAGGUCCUUCUCCUGGUGGGGGAGUGGGGAGGGACUUGAGGAGCUCCAGCCUGUGGGGAGAUAGAGGCAUAUGUAUCUCCCUUGGCCACACAGGGAGUGAAUCACAGCUUUUGAGUCCUGCUUGACUCCCCGUGGAGACAGACACCACUUUCCACCACCAAGUCACCUUACCCUGCUUCUUAAAAAUAUUGAAAAGUUCUCUAAACCUCUAGGUAUUUUUUGUGGGUCAGUUAUACCCAAACUAACCAUUUUUUUCUGCAAAUACUGGCUUUCCCUUGAGUUCUUUGAAGAAUACUAAUUUGGAGUAAAGCUGAAAACUUCCAAACUGUUAAUACACUAGCUGCCCAUUGGAGUAUAUACCCUGCUGGUGUUUUCUAGGAGUUGUACUGACAUGAAUAUGCAUUAAAGUGUACACAUAAGGAA